GGAACGUACACACUCAAAUGCCGGAGCUGAGGAAGAAGACGGGGGAAGAGAACUAUUCCUUUCUGGUUUAGAUCCCGCGCGCGCUCUGAAUUGGCCCUAUCGUAGAUCGGAGCUCGAGCAAUGGAGGCUUCGCAGGGCGGAUCCGAGAGGGACAAAUCGGGCCAGUCGGCGUCCCCGAUCACCGUCGUCUCCAAUUUCUGGAGAGAUUUUGAUUUAGAGAAGGAGAAGAGUAUUUUGGAUGAGCAAGGGCUCAGGAUAGCUGAAAAUCAAGAGAACAGUCAGAAGAACCGUCGCAAACUUGCGGAAAGCACCAGAGAUUUCAAGAAAGCCUCAGCUGAGGAAAAGUUGAGUCUGUUUAAUUCCUUACUUAAGGGUUACCAAGAAGAAGUUGACAAUCUAACCAAGAGAGCAAAAUUUGGAGAGAACGCUUUUCUUAACAUCUACCAGAAGCUUUAUGAGGCUCCCGAUCCUUAUCAAGCACUUGCCUCGGUUGCUGAACAAGAUCAAAAAUUGUCCGAAUUGGAAUCAGAGAACCGGAAGAUGAAAGUUGAACUUGAAGAAUUUAGGACUGAAGCGGCCCAUCUGAAGAAUCAACAGGCAACAAUUAGAAGGCUUGAAGAACGCAAUCGACAGUUAGAGCUUCAGAUGGAGGAGAAAGUGAAAGAAAUUGUGGAGAUCAACAAACGCAGUUUGGCAGAGGAGAACCAGAAAACUCUCGAGGUCUUAAAAGAAAGGGAGCAAUUAUUGCAAGAUCAAUUGAGACAGGCUAAAGAAAGUGUUUCCACUAUGCAGAAAUUGCAUGAACUUGCACAGAGCCAAUUAUUUGAAAUUCGCGCUCAAUCAGAGGAAGAUAGGGCUGCUAAGCAGUCAGAAGUCAGUCUUUUGAUGGAUGAAGUGGAAAGAGCCCAAACACGGCUUCUGACUCUUGAGAGGGAAAAGGAACUUCUACGUUCCCAAGUACAGUCAGCAGAUGAAGAGACUGGAGCCAAGAGAAGCGAGAAUUUGGAUUCAACUAGCAUUCUUGAGAAUUCUUUGAGUGCCAAAGAAAAGAUGGUAUCUGAGUUGAACAUGGAACUUCACAAUGUUGAGACCCAACUGUCAAAUGAGAGGGAACAACACAUUAAUGAGAUCAAGAAGUUAAAUGCAAUCAUAAAUGAUAAGGAACAUGCACUCGAGGAUAUGAAGAAAGAGCUACAAGCAAGACCAACGGCAAAGUUGGUUGAUGACUUGCAUAAAAAAGUGAAGAUUUUACAGGCAGUGGGUUACAACUCGAUUGAGGCUGAAGAUUGGGAAGUAGCUACGACUGGAGAAGAGAUGAGCAAAAUGGAGUCCCUUCUUCUUGAUAAGAACAGGAAGAUGGAACAUGAACUUACUCAAUUGAAGGUCAAACUUUCCGAGAAAAUAUCUCUACUAGAAGCAGCUGAAGGAAAGGUGGCUGAGCUAACAGAGGAGGUUAACGAGCAACAAAAACUAAUCCAAAAGUUGGAAGAUGAUAUACUUAAGGGUUACAGUUCCAAAGAGCGUAAAGGUUCUCUGUUUGAUGAGUGGGACCUUUCAGAGGCUGGGGCUGCUGACCAUUCUGAGAAUGCAGAACAAAAGCGUGUUUCCCCUGAUCAAGAUCAAAGCUCAAUGCUUAACGUUAUAAUCAACCAACGAGAUCGAUUCAGAGCACGCUUGCGAGACACAGAAGAGGAAGUUAGACGGUUGAAAGAGAAGAUCGGAGUGCUGACGGUAGAACUGGAAAAGACAAAAGCAGAUAACGUCAAACUCUACGGGAAGAUCAGAUACGUUCAGGACUACAAUAGCGAGAAAGUAGUAUCGAGAGGAUCAAAGAAAUAUGCAGAAGAUAUCGAAAGUGGCUUUACCUCGGAUGUCGAGUCCAAGUACAAGAAGAUAUACGAGGAUGACAUAAAUCCUUUUGCAGCGUUCUCAAAAAAGGAAAGGGACCAAAGAUACAAGGAGUUGGGCUUCAGGGAUAGAAUUACUCUUAGCAGCGGACGCUUUCUCCUCGGAAACAAGUAUGCUCGAACUUUCGCGUUCUUUUACACUAUCGGGUUGCACGUGCUGGUCUUCUCCUGCCUCUACCGAAUGUCAGCUUUGAGCUAUCUCAGCAAUGGCCCGGAUGAAACCCUAACCGGAGACAAGAUUCUGAACCUGCCCCAUGCCCUCUAGGCGCCACAUCUUAUUCAGGCUUUCACUGGUCUUGUUUCUUUCCGGAAGCGACAUCAACCUUGCGACAUAACAGAGAAAUACUUAAAUACGAUGUAUAUGUAUAUAUACUGAAUAUUGUCAUUAUUUUCUCCCUGUGGGCUCAUAGUAAGUAUUCCUUGGUUCCUUUUCA
Messenger RNA from Punica granatum (pomegranate), 2341 nucleotides. Lineage: Eukaryota; Viridiplantae; Streptophyta; Magnoliopsida; Myrtales; Lythraceae. The record is from RefSeq and is a predicted model, not a curated record.